Molecule: messenger RNA, 474 nt
Organism: Acanthoscelides obtectus
Lineage: Eukaryota; Metazoa; Arthropoda; Insecta; Coleoptera; Chrysomelidae
Source: the annotation of a GenBank genome assembly
AUGCAGACUAUGCGGUGGUACGCGAGAGAACACUUAUUUGUUUUAUCCGUAAAGGUCUUCGCAGGUUCGUCAGUUACAGACCAUCUGUCGCUGCCCGUCGCCAAGCAGAAAUGGGGGAGGUUAUGGGGCAUCAAAUUCGAACGCGCGGUUGUCGUCGAUGCAGGAAUCAGGAUAAUUCCCAAGUCCGAGGAUGAUUACCGCAGGAUUAUUCGUCUCUUCAGUAAGGAAGAGGUGCCCCAUCACACUUUCCCUCUACCCCCGGAGAGGAACAUUCAUGCUGUAAUCAGAGGAGUACAUGCGACACUUUCGGAAAUUGAGAUCAAGGAAGAGUUGCAACAGAGGGGAUAUUCCCCCCUGCACAUAAUUCGCCUGAAACGCGCUAAAAUUGGACGGUAUAGACUUGAGCAAUAUGUGAUUCUAGAAGUAUGCGCUUUGGACAUCCUGCAAGCAGAUAAGGUUUUGUGUGUACUUUGA